This is a messenger RNA of Eutrema salsugineum, 997 nucleotides long. Its product is annotated as protein LURP-one-related 15. The transcript has 3 exons. Bases 91 to 756 code for a protein of 221 amino acids. NCBI's taxonomy places the organism in Eukaryota, Viridiplantae, Streptophyta, Magnoliopsida, Brassicales, Brassicaceae. The record is from RefSeq and is a predicted model, not a curated record.
ACGAAAACAAAAUUCACGAAAUAGAGAGAGUAAAAGAAGAAAAAAAUAGAGAGGAUACCUUUUAAUUUUAUAAGGGGAAGAAGGAAGAAAAUGGAGCAGCCUUAUGCGUACGCUUACCCAACAGGGAUGGGACCUUCGGCUCCACAAGGCGGAGGCGUCGCCGGAGUGAUAGUGGAUCAGCGGUUUUGCGCACCGUACCCGGUGGAUCUGGCGAUCGUGCGGAAGAUGAUGAAGUUAACGGAGGGGAACUUCGUGAUAACGGACGUUAACGGAAACCUGUUGUUCAAGGUGAAGGAGCCGGUGUUUGGUCUUCACGACAAGAGGAUCUUAUUGGAUGCUUCUGGAUCUCCGGUCUUGACUUUGAGAGAGAAGAUGGUGAGCAUGCAUGACAGGUGGCAAGUGUAUAGAGGAGGGAGUACGGAGCAGAGAGAUCUGCUGUACACGGUGAAGAGAUCGUCGAUGCUUCAGUUAAAGACGAAACUUGAUGUGUUUUUGAGUCACAAUAAGGAAGAGAAGCGAUGCGAUUUCCGAGUCAAAGGCAGUUGGCUCGAGCGUUCUUGUGUUGUCUACGCCGGCGAUUCUGACGCCGCCAUUGUUGCCCAAAUGCACAAGAAGCACACGGUGCAGAGCGUUUUCUUGGGAAAGGACAAUUUCUCAGUGACUGUUUAUCCCAACGUCGACUAUGCCUUUAUUGCCUCUCUUGUCGUCAUCCUCGACGAUGUUAACCGAGAAGACCGCAACGCCGGCGGCAGCUGAUCCCAUUCCCACCUGUGAGCUCCCUCCUCACCUGACUCCUGCAAUGCAAUGCAAUGCUCUCCUUCCUUUAUUGAGUUUCUUUCUUUUUUUUUUUUUUACCUGUAAAAGUACUCUAAUUAAUGUUGAUACGUUAUUACGUUGCAGUUUGGAAUGUGGCCUUGUUUCUUAAACUUUGUGUGUGUAAAAGAUAAAUCAAAUACAACCGUUUGUCCAACUUCUUUAUAUGGAUUUUUUUUUCCCA